AUGCCGGUUAGUGUGAACUCCUCAUCAGACUGGAAGGCAGUGACUACGCCGGACACCACCAUCUUGGGUGUGGCUCAGGGAGCACGUGCAGCACGAGAAGGUGCAAGGGGUAAAUGUGCAGCAUGUAAGUACCAAAGAAAAUGGUGUCAGGAGAAUUAUCCGUUAGCUCCAUUUUUUCCAUCCAAUAAAUUUGAAGAUUUCAAAAAUAUUAAUCGACUUUACAAAGUAAGAACUAUCAUAGAGAUGCUUAAUUCUGUUGCUGACAAUGAGAAGAAGGCAAAAACGGUUGAAACCCUAAUUUUAGAGGCUAAGAAUAGAUCUGAAAAUCCUGUGUACGGGAGCAUUGCCAUUCAAAAUAAAUUGAGGUUACAAAUUGAAGAAACUAUGAAGGAGAUUGAUUUAGUGACGAAAACAACCGCUUAUUUCAAAGAAUUGCGUAAAAAGCGCAUUCUGCCCCAAGCUAAAUUUUCUUUAAUUUCCAUUUGA
Molecule: messenger RNA, 486 nt
Organism: Solanum lycopersicum (tomato)
Lineage: Eukaryota; Viridiplantae; Streptophyta; Magnoliopsida; Solanales; Solanaceae
Product: LOB domain-containing protein 24-like
Source: RefSeq, a predicted model, not a curated record